AUGGCUACAAAGAACGAUAAUCCAAACUUUUAUGACUGCCUGAUCAUUGGUGCUGGUAUAUCGGGCAUCAAUGUGGCAUAUCGACUGCAGGAGCAAUCACCUAACCAGUCAUAUGCGAUCAUUGAGGCUCGAGACUCGCUCGGCGGUACCUGGGAUCUGUUCCGUUAUCCUGGCAUUCGCAGCGAUUCUGAUAUGUACACAUUCGGCUUUGAAUUUUUCCCAUGGAAGGAGUAUCGCACAAUGGCAGACGGAGCAUCUAUCAAGGAAUACUUGACUGAUGCUGCAAACACUUUCGGCAUCGAUAAACACAUUCACUAUCGCCACAAACUUCUUUCGGCGAAUUGGUCCACGGAUCAACAGAAUUGGAGUUUUGAAGUCGAAGCACCAGAGGGUCAGAAAAAUUUGCGCUCUCGCUUCGUUGUAUUCUGUACAGGAUAUUAUGAUUUCAAUGAAGCUAUGCCUGCUAAGAUUCCUGGGAUUGAAAACUUUCAAGGAAAAGUUGUUCACCCGCAGUUCUGGCCAGAGGACUUAGAUUACACCAACAAAGACGUGGUUAUUGUCGGUAGCGGUGCUACUGCUGUGACUCUCCUUCCUAACAUAGCCAAGAAGACAAACAAGGUGAUCAUGCUACAGCGAAGCCCGACCUAUAUUGCAGCAGUGCCACAGCGGGAUCACCUCUCAUACUGGCCCGCCAGGUUUUUACCUGUCAGUUGGACAUACAAACUCAGGCGUUUCCAGUUCUUGAUCCUGCCGUUCCUCUUCUUCAAGUUCUGCAAAGCCUUCCCGGAUCGUGCCAGAAGGCUUCUGCAAAAGGGAGCCGCGUCAAAACUUCCAGAAGGCUAUCCCAUAAAACCCAAUUUUGAUCCAAGCUAUGGACCAUGGGACCAAAGACUAUGCGCCUCACCAGACGGAGACUUCUAUCAAGCCAUCAAAGAUGGACAGGCCGAGGUUGUCACAGCUCAAAUAAAGCAAGUGACAGAGAAGAGUAUCCAUCUGGAAGGCUCUGAUCGCGUCUUGAACCCCGACAUAAUCGUCACCGCUACCGGAUUGAAGCUUAUCAUGGCGGGAGGUGCCAAAUUGUCUGUUGACAAUGAACCUCUUGAAAUAUCGCAGAAACAUCUCUGGAAAGGUGCCAUGAUUGAAGAUAUUCCCAAUGCUGCCAUUGUAAUUGGUUAUACUAAUGCAUCUUGGACUCUUGGCUCGGACGCAACCGCGCAGUUCGUAACACGCCUCUUGAACCACAUGGAGAAGAACGGCUUGUCGCAAGCGGUGCCCCGAGUGGACAAGAACACUGGUCUGCAAGACCGAUCAGUUCUGGACCUAAGCUCUACAUACAUUGUUAAGGCAGAGGGCAAUCUUCCCAAAGCCGGCAACAAAGCACCCUGGCUUCCGCGCUCAAAUUACAUGAGAGAUCUUUGGGAGAUGAAGUUUGGCAGCAUCACACACGACAUGCAAUUUUCAAGGAUCUCCACGUAG
Aureobasidium melanogenum CBS 110374 is the source of this 1476-nucleotide messenger RNA. RefSeq names its product monooxygenase. The transcript has 2 exons. The coding region runs from base 1 to 1476 and encodes 491 amino acids. Gene Ontology annotation, molecular function: flavin adenine dinucleotide binding; N,N-dimethylaniline monooxygenase activity; NADP binding. The record is from RefSeq and is a predicted model, not a curated record. Lineage: Eukaryota; Fungi; Ascomycota; Dothideomycetes; Dothideales; Saccotheciaceae.